This is a messenger RNA of Trypanosoma conorhini, 1134 nucleotides long. Its product is annotated as putative calpain-like cysteine peptidase. NCBI's taxonomy places the organism in Eukaryota, Euglenozoa, Kinetoplastea, Trypanosomatida, Trypanosomatidae. The coding region runs from base 1 to 1134 and encodes 377 amino acids. The transcript has a single exon. The record is from RefSeq and is a predicted model, not a curated record.
AUGCGCGCGACGCCGGACCCGGAAAAGGAGGUGGAGGUCGACUUGUACACCACCGCGGGGCAGCCGUACAACGUCCAGCAGCUGCAGUCGGAGUUUCACGCCAUCUCGCCCGCCGAGGCGUACGCGGAGUUGUGCCAGCGCCACCAGUGCCACCCCAUCCGCGCCGUCGCCGCCAUGUUUUCCAGCGUCGUGGGCAACUGGAACGCGACGACGACGCUGAACUUUUCGCGCCUCUACGUGGGCCCGAAGGGUAUCCGGCCGGUGGUGGAGAUGUGCAAGCGGAUCCCGGCGCUAGCGUCGCUGAACUGCGCCAACAACUACCUGACGAACGACUCGGUCUAUUUUAUCACGCGGAUGGCAAUGUUUCACCCGGCGCUGGAGCGCAUUGAGCUCGCCUGCAACGAGUUUAUCUCGUGGACCGGCGGCACCUACCUGACGGAGCUGGUGGUGCGCAACGCAAACAUAAAGGAGGUGGGCACGCGCUCCACGGCGAUCCCGACACGCGUGGCAGAGGCGGUGUUCGAGCAGACGCGGCGCAACUGCGUCCUUGCCGCCCAAGCAUCGGGGCGAAUGCCAAAGCCCCCAACUCACCCCGCCGUCAUUCACCUGCGUACGCUGAAACGUUUUUUUAUGGAAAGGCAGGAGAACGGCACUGUUCCCGCCUCCGUUCUCGCGGAUGGGUUCCGCGAGCGUCUGCGCAUUCUAGGCCAGGAGCGAGACAUCGACAACUACACAGAUGACUUCUACGAGAAGCUCCGCCGGGGCCUACCACAGGACCGCAUCCCGUGGGAGGCCUUCGUUAUAACGCUGCGAAUGGAUGGUAGCUUAUAUGACGCGGAUCUCGUUAAAAAGAUUCAGCGUGUCUUUUUGGAGUUCAACCUCGAGCCUGCGGCAGGGGUCGAGGGGUUUGUGGAGGUGCGUGAACUUGCCGCCAUGUUUGCACGUCUUUACGGUGAGCCACCGACGCCGCUGGAACGCGUCAAUAUGUACAGCUAUUUAGGGCUUGAUGACACCAUGACGCUCCGCUUUGAUGAGUUUCUGCCGUUAAUGUACGUUCGCGGCCCAAAAGAGAAGACGUUGGCUUCGGGGUGGCAGCUAACCCCGCUUCACCCGCCAACCAUGUUUCAUUUCUGA